AAAAAAAAAAAAAAAAAAAAAAAAAAAAAAAAAAAAAAAAAAUGGUUUUAACGAAACGUUGUGAAAUCGAGAACAGCCGAGUGUCGUGAAAUUUAAUUGCGAAACGAAACGAGCUUAAAACCACGGAUUUUGGACGGGAUAUGUAUUGGGGCUGAAAAGUUUACUCGGUGGAUAGGGAAUUGGCUUGCUGUCAAAAGCUCGGAGAGACGCAACAAGCGAUAAAAGGAUGCGUUGAUCAGGAUAAUUAUGAUAGAAACAUAAUAGUAAAGUGUUUUGUACGAGUAGGCUGGAUUUAAAUUGGUUAUAAAUUCUUUAUUAAUUCUUUAUGACGGCGGAUUUCAAAGUACAGUUAUUAAUAUCAAAUAUUAGUGGAAAGAUUAUAAAAUCGAUAUGAAAUUGAAUUCGAUGCGAUUAAUAUUAAAUACGUCAUCUUGUUGAAGAUACAUAUAGUUAGACUGUUCAUUUAUUUAUAUAUUUCUAAAGAUAUAACGAAAUGCGUAAAAAUUCUAAAAAUAAAAUAUAUAUUUUUUAAACAUUUCGUGAAACGAGUUAUUAAUUUUCUUUUUUCAUAUUUUUUAUUUGUAUUCAUAAAAAUGUGCAUAAACAUUUAGAAUUUAAAGAUGAUGAAAUCAUCCAACAUAUCUGUAAAUAGAUACGCGAAACGAGCUUUUGAGAGCAACUUUUUAGAAUUUUGUUUUAAUUGAAUGUGAAGAUUCGGUCAUGAAAUUGGCACGUUUCCAAAAUCUCGUGAAUGCAACAGCUUCGUGGCAAUGAAAAUGUUUAUCGGAGUAGACCUUCGAAGUUCAUUUCAAGAAAGCCCCGAUGACGGCCCUCGAUGAGAAUGUGAACCGUGUUCCACGGCUAUAUACAAACGAAAGAGAAACAGAAAAUCAAUCGGGUUGGCAAGAAAGAAUAGAACGUCUCUCGAUGAAUAGUCAGGAUAAUAAUACCUCGGACUUAGGACACCCUGUACAAAUCGUGCUUGCUCAUCCAGAUCACAGUUUUGAAUUAAACGAAGAAGCUUUAUCAAAAAUUCUCCUUGAAGAUGAUAUUAAAGAUAGGAGUGUAGUUGUUGUGUCGGUAGCGGGUGCUUUCAGAAAAGGCAAAAGCUUCCUGCUUGACUUUUUCUUGCGAUAUAUGAACAGUAAGUAUAAUAACAACAAUCAAACGGACUCUUGGUUGGGUAAAGAAGAUGAACCAUUACGUGGAUUUUCGUGGAAAGGAGGAUCUGAAAGAGACACGACAGGCAUAUUAAUGUGGUCAAAAGUUUUCCGUGGUACUUUACCAGAUGGUGAAAAUGUUGCUGUGAUUUUAAUGGAUACACAAGGUGCUUUUGAUAGUCAAUCCACUGUGAAGGAUUGUGCGACUGUGUUUGCUCUAAGUACAAUGUUGUCAUCUUUACAAAUUUAUAAUCUAUCACAAAAUAUCCAAGAGGAUGAUCUUCAGCACUUGCAACUUUUUACGGAAUAUGGUAGGCUGGCGUUACAAAACUCAGGACGCAAACCAUUCCAAAAGUUACAGUUCUUAGUAAGAGAUUGGAGUUAUCCUUACGAAGCGAAUUACGGUGCAGAAGGUGGAAAAGAGAUAUUGAAUAGAAGAUUAGAAAUUUCUGAUAAACAACAUCCAGAAUUGCAAAGUCUAAGAAAGCACAUUAAAUCAUGUUUCUCGGAUAUAUCUUGUUUUCUCAUGCCACAUCCAGGUUUAAAUAUUGCCACUAAUCCUCAUUUCGAUGGUAGAUUAGCAGAAAUUCAACCAGAAUUUAAAGAACAACUCAAAGUAUUAAUACCGAUGUUGUUAGCUCCAGAAAAUUUAGUUACAAAGAAAAUUGAUGGACAAAUUGUAAAAGCAAGGGAUUUGUUGGAAUAUUUCAAAAGUUAUAUGAAAAUUUACAAAGGAAACGAGCUUCCUGAACCAAAAAGUAUGUUAGUGGCAACAGCAGAAGCAAAUAAUUUAGCUGCAGUUACAGAAGCUAGAGAAUUUUAUAUGCGAUUAAUGGAAGAUAUUUGUGGAACAAAAAAACCAUAUUUAACAACACAACGUUUAGAGGAUGAACAUGCACGUUGUAGGGAUAAAGCUAUAUACAAAUUUCAGAAUAAAAGAAAAAUGGGAGGAGAAUCAUUUAGUCAAACUUAUACAAAAAAAUUAUGCCAGGAUAUGGAUAAAGCUUUUGUUCACUUUAAAGCACAAAAUGAAAGUAAAAAUGUUUUUAAAUCAACGCGAACUGCAGGAGUAUAUUGCGCAAUUGUUGCCAUUAUGUACUUCUUAUCCUCUAUAUUUGGUUUUACUGGAUUAUAUCUAUUAGCAAAUAUUUGUAACUUCAUCAUGUGCAUCUGUAUAUUAACCUUAAUGUUAUUGGCAUACAUUAGAUACAGUGGUAAUUAUGACACAAUUGGAAUAGCAAUAGAUGAAGUGGCUAAUGUUUUAUGGAAUAAUUUAAUUAAGCCAGUCUAUCAACAAGUUGUGGAGAAGUCAGUGUCCGUAGCAGUGGCUCAAGCUGCUGAAAUGGCUACAAAUACAACAAUGAAUGCCACUGUCACUGCCAAUGGCAAGCCUAAACUAACAUGAUGUUCAUUCCCUUUGUGUCCCAAUUUCUUAAGUGCAUUAGAAAUAUACACCAAUGUAUUAAAACCAGUAAGUGACAUAACAAAAUUUAAUUGUUUUUACCAUGUAAUAUGAGGCCAUAAAUAGCUAUUUUUUUGUUAAGUCACAAGGAGGGACUGUGCGUUAAACAUAUUUAUUUAAAAUGACUGUGAAUGUAUAUACAAUAUAUUUUGAUUAUAAUUCCCUCUAGAUUGUUGAAAAACAUCACUAUUGUCUAUGAUUGAUAUUACAUUGUUAAAAAAAUAAAAUUCCACAAUUACUGGUAAAAAAUAUUGUUUGGAUAGAAGCUAUUGUUUUGGGGUUGUUAAUGUUUAUGAUCAAUUUUAAUUUUUUUUAUAUUACAAUAUAUAAAUAUAUAUAUACAUAUGUAUACCAUAAAGAAACAAAGUGUAAACAAAUUUUUAAAAACAGUAUACUUCUAUAUUUUUUGAUAACAUUGAUUUCAUUUAGCUCUUUAGUUAGGAAAAUAUAUUUAAGCACAUUUUAAGAUAACAAAAAAAAAAUAUAUUAAAAUAUUUUUGAAAAGAAAUUUUAAUAGUACACACUUUGUAUAUUUAUGCAUUAUUCUAUGUAUAUGAACUAACAUACUUAAAUUAUAUCCGUGCCAGAUUUAUUCAACAUCAGUUACUAUUGUAUUGAUUAAUUUUUUUAAUAAACUGAAGUGUAAAUACUA
This is a messenger RNA of Apis laboriosa (Himalayan honeybee), 3274 nucleotides long. It is a transcript of the gene atl, whose product is annotated as atlastin. NCBI's taxonomy places the organism in Eukaryota, Metazoa, Arthropoda, Insecta, Hymenoptera, Apidae. The transcript has 8 exons. Gene Ontology annotation, biological process: endoplasmic reticulum organization; protein homooligomerization. The record is from RefSeq and is a predicted model, not a curated record. The coding region runs from base 823 to 2565 and encodes 580 amino acids. Gene Ontology annotation, molecular function: GTPase activity; GTP binding.